Messenger RNA from Saccostrea cuccullata (small rock oyster), 927 nucleotides. Its product is annotated as dynein axonemal heavy chain 5-like. NCBI's taxonomy places the organism in Eukaryota, Metazoa, Mollusca, Bivalvia, Ostreida, Ostreidae. The record is from RefSeq and is a predicted model, not a curated record. Gene Ontology annotation, molecular function: dynein intermediate chain binding; dynein light intermediate chain binding; ATP binding. The annotation marks the transcript as partial. Gene Ontology annotation, biological process: cilium movement involved in cell motility; outer dynein arm assembly. Gene Ontology annotation, cellular component: outer dynein arm; 9+2 motile cilium. The transcript has 7 exons.
AUGUGUGAAUAUUCCUUGUCCGGAGCAUAUCUUUUCUCUCCUUGGCCCAAUCUGACUCAUACUUCACCCAUAGAGUGCUCUUGGGUUUGCCUGAAUGAUGGAGUGGAGGUGUGGUUACAGAGACUGAGAGAUUCCGUGGCCAAGACACUGCGGGAACUGAACAUCAGCAUCAUACAGGACUGUAAUAACGGGGUCAUGAUGGACGAAUGGGCAUCCAAGUACCCAGCACAAGUUUGCAGAAUAGGAAUGCUGUAUUACUGGACCAGAGAAUGUGAUGCAGGGAUAGGGGAACUCAAGUAUGACCGCAAGGCACUGCAACAUAACACCAUGAAAAAGUACCAGGCUUCCACGGCCAAACUGACCACGGUCCUGACUAAAGGAGCGUGGAGGACUCUGGAGGACCCCAUGUUACCCCUCCACAAAGCCAGGCUCGAGUCCAUGAUCGCUCAAUCCCUUUAUCUAAGAGAUGUUCUAGAGAAUAUGUGCAACAGAAAGUCUCUGAGAGAACCAACAGAUUUUGAGUGGAGGAGGUGCAUUAGAUGUUACUUUCACCCUGUUGCUAACGAUGAGACUGUAGAUAACGAGUCGGUAGAUAUUAAAACGGAAGCGAGUUUGAGUGACCUCUCAAUACAGGAUAAGCACGAACCCCUGAUCUGGAUAUUAGACACACCUUAUUUCUACGGCAACGAAUUCUAUGGAACAAACGCAGGAGUGGCCUUGACCCCUGUCACGGAGCGAUGCUUUCUGACCAUGUCCCAGGCCCUGAACAACUACCAGGGAAGCUGUGUGUCAGGGCCCGUGGGGGUCGGCAAGACAGAAACGGUCAAGGGUCUGGCCAAUGUACUGGGACAUUACAUUGGAACAUUUCAGUGCUCCUCAGAGUCAGAUACCAGUGCCAUGGGCAAGAUUGUUCAGGGAACUGCCAUG